AUGGCCGUGGUCAGGGUCUCCGCCGUCCUCAGCCUCGUGGUGCUGCUGCCCGCGGCCGCCUUCCCCUGCGGAGCCCCGCGCCCACAGCGCCCGGACAACACCACGGCGUUGAAGCUACUGGGGACAUGGCUGUACGUGGCCGGGGCCGCCCAGUUCCCCCAACACCUCCUGGAGAUGCUGCUCAUCGACCACGGCCACCUCCACGUGGAGCCCCACGCCGGCGAGCAGGAGCUGCUCAUCACCCAGCGCGUGGCCGUGGGGGACCAGUGUCUCGCCAACAACUCCACCUACUUCGAAAUCGCUGUCGGUAACAGCACGCUGGUGAAGCACGCCAAGACCCAUCAAACCGUGGGGAUGCUGAUGAACCUCAGCUCUGAAGAUGUUUUACUCAUCCAGUACCAACUGCAGCGGGAAAGGACGUAUUUGGGACUGUAUCUUUACGCCCGAAACCUGAGUGUGAGCACAGCCCACUGGGAAGAGUUCGAGCACCACGCCACGUGCCUGGGGCUGAGCGAAGAGGAGAUUGUAUAUGCACCAUGGAAAACAGAGCUGUGUCAAACAAAAGAAACUGAAAAAGGAAACAGCCCACGCAUGGAGCCUGCGGCUGCGGUCACAGCAUCACCUCCUCUGGGCACCCACCAGCCUGGGAGCGCGGGUAACUGA
Molecule: messenger RNA, 663 nt
Organism: Gavia stellata (red-throated loon)
Lineage: Eukaryota; Metazoa; Chordata; Aves; Gaviiformes; Gaviidae
Product: alpha-1-acid glycoprotein-like
Exons: 6
Coding region: 1-663 (220 amino acids)
Source: RefSeq, a predicted model, not a curated record